Xenopus tropicalis (tropical clawed frog) is the source of this 6694-nucleotide messenger RNA. It is a transcript of the gene top2a, whose product is annotated as DNA topoisomerase II alpha. Gene Ontology annotation, molecular function: DNA topoisomerase type II (double strand cut, ATP-hydrolyzing) activity; ATP binding; DNA binding. The record is from RefSeq and is a predicted model, not a curated record. Gene Ontology annotation, biological process: DNA topological change; DNA metabolic process. Lineage: Eukaryota; Metazoa; Chordata; Amphibia; Anura; Pipidae. Gene Ontology annotation, cellular component: nucleoplasm; nucleus; nucleolus. The transcript has 38 exons. Bases 151 to 5244 code for a protein of 1697 amino acids.
AGCGGUUUAGGCGGGAUACAGACGUUCGAAUGUGGUGGCGUAACGGCCGUUCAGUUUAGUGUAUUGUAGGAAAGCGGGGAGUGAGGAGUUCCUGUGUUAGAUUCGGGAUUUUUUUUUGGUGGUUUUGGGUCUUAUUAUCAAACGUCAAACAUGGAGACAGAUCCUCUGCAGCCUCUUGAGAACAAAACUGUGGGUAAAGUGAAGAAAAGUGAUAACAAGCGUCUCUCUGUAGAGCGAAUUUACCAAAAGAAGACCCAGUUGGAGCAUAUAUUGCUCCGUCCAGAUACCUACAUUGGUUCUGUGGAGCCUGUUACACAGCAAAUGUGGGUAUUUGAUGAAGAUGAAGGACUGAAUUGCAGAGACGUAACAUUUGUCCCUGGCUUGUAUAAAAUCUUUGAUGAAAUACUGGUGAAUGCAGCCGAUAAUAAACAGAGGGACCCCACCAUGUCCUGCAUAAAGAUCACCAUAAACCCAGAGAGUAACACAGUGAGUGUGUGGAAUAACGGGAAGGGAAUUCCUGUUGUUGAACACAAAGUAGAGAAAGUGUUUGUCCCUGCCCUCAUAUUUGGCCAGUUGCUGACUUCCAGUAAUUAUGAUGAUGACCAGAAGAAAGUAACUGGUGGUCGUAAUGGAUACGGUGCCAAACUCUGUAAUAUAUUCAGUAACAAGUUUACUGUUGAAACUGCAUGCAGAGAGUAUAAGAAAGUAUUCAAGCAGACUUGGACCGACAACAUGUCGGAUGCAGCAGAUGCAAAGAUUAAGCCAUUUGAUGGGGAAGACUACACUUGCAUCACUUUUCAGCCUGAUCUGAGCAAGUUUAAAAUGCAGAUAUUAGACAAAGAUAUUGUGGCCCUAAUGUCCCGCAGAGCUUACGAUGUUGCUGGCUCUUCUAAAGGAGUAAAGGUUUUCCUAAAUGGGAAGAGACUUCCAAUAUCUGGCUUCCGAAGUUAUGUUGAUCUGUACCUGAAAAAUAAACUUGAUGAAACGGGUAAUCCAUUGAAGGUAAUGCACGAGCUGGUGAAUGAUCGCUGGGAAAUUUGUUUGACCAUGAGUGAAAAGGGCUUCCAGCAGAUCAGCUUUGUCAACAGUAUUGCAACCACAAAAGGUGGCAGGCAUGUUGAUUAUGUCGCAGACCAGAUUAUUGCCAAACUUAUUGAGGUUGUGAAAAAGAAGAAUAAAGGUGGGAUCGCUGUGAAACCUUUUCAGGUGAAAAAUCAUAUGUGGGUUUUUGUGAAUUCCCUGAUUGAAAAUCCAACAUUUGACUCUCAGACCAAGGAGAAUAUGACUUUGCAGUCUAAGAGUUUUGGAUCCAAAUGUACGCUGUCGGAGAAAUUUAUUAAAGGUGCAACAAACUGUGGAAUUGUGGAAAGCAUUCUAAACUGGGUCAAAUUCAAAGCACAGACUCAACUAAAUAAAAAAUGUUCCUCAGUGAAGCACACAAAGAUCAAGGGCAUUCCUAAACUGGAUGAUGCAAACGAUGCUGGCAGCAGAAACUCCCUGGACUGCACACUUAUUCUAACUGAAGGAGACUCAGCCAAGACAUUGGCUGUGUCUGGUCUUGGUGUGGUGGGAAGGGACCGGUAUGGUGUUUUCCCACUUAGAGGCAAGCUUCUCAAUGUCAGGGAGGCCUCUCACAAGCAGAUCAUGGAGAAUGCUGAAAUAAACAACAUCAUUAAGAUCGUGGGUCUGCAAUAUAAAAAGAAUUAUGAUGAUAACGAGUCCCUAAAGACACUCCGUUAUGGAAAGGUCAUGAUUAUGACAGAUCAGGAUCAAGACGGCUCCCAUAUCAAAGGCUUGUUGAUCAACUUUAUCCACCACAAUUGGCCAUCUCUGCUGAAACAUCGAUUUUUGGAGGAAUUUAUCACGCCAAUCAUCAAGGUCACAAAAAGCAAACAGGAGCUUUCAUUUUAUAGUAUCCCUGAAUUUGAGGAAUGGAAGAACAAUACUGACAGUCACAAAACAUGGAAAAUAAAGUACUACAAAGGUCUGGGUACCAGCACAUCUAAAGAGGCAAAGGAAUACUUCUCCGAUAUGGAGAGACAUCGAAUUCCCUUCAAAUAUGAGGGCCCUAUCGAUGAUGCUGCGAUCACCUUGGCCUUUAGCCGAAAAAAGGUGGAUGACCGUAAGGAAUGGCUGACCAACUUCAUGCAAGACCGCAGGGAAAGGAGGCUGCAUGGCUUGCCAGAGGAAUACCUCUAUGGAAAAUCCACAAAAUAUUUAACAUUCAAUGACUUUAUUAAUAAGGAACUGAUUCUGUUCUCAAACUCGGACAAUGAAAGAUCCAUCCCUUCCCUGGUUGAUGGUUUGAAACCUGGGCAGAGGAAAGUGUUGUUCACUUGCUUUAAAAGAAAUGAUAAGCGUGAAGUUAAGGUGGCCCAGUUGGCUGGUUCUGUGGCUGAAAUGUCUGCAUACCAUCAUGGUGAGACUUCUCUAAUGAUGACCAUCAUCAACUUGGCACAAAACUUUGUCGGAAGUAACAACGUCAGCCUCUUGCAACCAAUUGGUCAGUUUGGCACUAGGUUGCAUGGUGGCAAAGAUGCUGCCAGUCCUCGAUACAUCUUCACCAUGUUAAGCACCCUGGCUCGACUACUUUUCCCUGCAAUGGAUGACAGUGUCUUAAAGUUUAUGUAUGACGACAACCAGAAGGUUGAGCCAGAGUGGUACAUUCCCAUCAUACCCACAGUUCUGGUGAAUGGUGCAGAGGGUAUUGGCACAGGCUGGUCGUGCAAAAUUCCCAAUUACGACACCCGUGAAAUUGUGAGCAAUAUUGGUCGUUUGCUGGAUGGACUUGAGCCUCUGCCAAUGCUUCCCAGCUAUAAAAAUUUCAAAGGUUUGAUUCAAGAACUUGGGCCAAACCAGUACAUUCUGAAUGGUGAGGUGUCUGUGCUCGAUAACACAACUAUAGAAAUCUCGGAACUUCCAGUCAGGACGUGGACUCAGAAUUAUAAGGAGCAGGUUCUAGAGCCUAUGCUAAAUGGCACAGAGAAAACACCACCUCUGAUCACAGACUAUAAGGAGUACCACACCGACACCACUGUGAAGUUUGUGGUCAAACUGACUGAGCAAAAGCUAAUGGAGGCUGAAGCUGCCGGGCUUCACAAAGUCUUUAAGCUGCAGACACCUCUCACGUGUAAUUCUAUGGUGCUAUUUGACCACGUUGGGUGCUUGAGGAAAUAUGAAACAGCGACUGAUAUCUUGCGGGAAUUUUUUGUCCUUCGACUUAAGUAUUAUUCUCUAAGAAAGGACUGGCUUGUAGGCAUGCUAACUGCUGAGGCCUCCAGACUUUCCAACCAGGCCAGAUUCAUCUUAGAAAAAAUAGAGGGCAAGAUCGUCAUAGAAAACAAACCAAAGAAAGAGCUUAUACAGAUGCUUGUCCAACGAGGAUACGACUCGGACCCCGUCAAGUCCUGGAAACAAACUCAGGAGAAGGAAGAAGCCGGUGAACUGUUAGAAGAAGAAGAAACAGAAGUCAAUACAGCUGGGCCUGAUUUCAAUUACCUUCUUGGCAUGCCUUUGUGGAACCUGAGUAAAGAAAAGAAAGAUGAGCUGUGUAAGCAGAGAGACGUCAAGAACGCAGAGCUUCAGGACCUGAAAAAGAAAUCACCUUCUGACUUGUGGAAAGAAGACCUUUCUGCAUUUGUUGAGGAGCUAGACCGUGUAGAAGCCAAAGAAAGGGAAGAACAGUCCGUAACAACAGGCAAAGUGGUUAAAGGAAAGAGUGGGAGACCGCAAGUAAAGAAAAUGCAAUUGCAGGAAAUUAUGCCAUCUCCACAUGGCAGGCGUGUUGUCCCUAAGGUCACAACAGCCAUGAAAGCGGAAGCCACCAAAAAGAUGAAAAAGAGAAUUAAGGGUGAGGAUGUUGCUAAGAAGAUGGAUUUCGAAGACGAUGGUGAAGGAGACAGCUUAAAUUCACCAGAACAAAGUCCAGAGAGCCUAACGCUUGCCGAAAGAUUAAGCAAAAAAGUUAAAAAAGAGCCAGGCGCAAAGGCUGUCAAAGACAAGAAGCAGGCAACGUUACCCUUCAAGCCAGUAAAAAAAGAGGCAAAGAGCACAUUCCAGGAUUCAGAGAGCGAGUCCGAGGAAGAAGUGGUGCCACGUGCUGCUCAGCCACGCCGCAAUGUUGCAGCUAAAGUGAACUAUAUGUUGAGCUCUGAUGAAGACGGUGAAGAAGAGGGAAGCGGCAUAAAGAUGCCUCAGGAGAAGAGUGACAGUGAAUUCAGUGAUUUCAACCCAAAAUCUGAUUCAGAAGAUGAAUCCUUUGUAGUUGCAAAGCCAGCCAAAAAGCCCAGAGCUGCGCCCAAGAAAGCUAAAAAGAUUGAAAGCCCAGAAAACUCUCCACAGAAAGACAAAGCAGCUCCAGUAAUUGCAUUAGAUGAAGAUGAGGAUACUCCCAUAAUGACCAGUGCUCCCAGCGCCCCUGCACCGGCUCCCAGUGCCAAAGUGUCAAGUGCUAAAGUGGCAGAGAAGAAACCUGCACCUAAAAAACGAGUCCAGAAACCGAAGACUGCUAAAGUGAACUAUAUGUUGAGCUCUGAUGAAGACGGUGAAGAAGAGGGAAGUGGCAUAAAGAUGCCUCAGGAGAAGAGUGACAGUGAAUUCAGUGAUUUCAACCCAAAAUCUGAUUCAGAAGAUGAAUCCUUUGUAGUUGCAAAGCCAGCCAAAAAGCCCAGAGCUGCGCCCAAGAAGGCUAAAAAGAUUGAAAGCCCAGAAAACUCUCCACAGAAAGACAAAGCAGCUCCAAUAAUUGCAUUAGAUGAAGAUGAGGAUACUCCCAUAAUGACCAGUGCUCCCAGCGCCCCUGCACCGGCUCCCAGUGCCAAAGUAUCGAGUGCAAAAGUGGCAGAGAAGAAACCUGCACCUAAAAAACGAGUCCAGAAACCAAAGACUGAGGACAGACAGCCGUCGAUUUUGGAAGCUCUAAGUAAGCCAAAACCAUCAAAGUCUAAAUCAACUGCAAAGAAACCUUCAUCUGAUUCAGAGGAUGCUGCUCCGGUCCCUAAAAAGGCAGCGAAGGCAACUAAACCAAGAAAGAGGAAGAACUCUGAUAGUGAUUCCGGCUCUGAUUUCGGGCCAAAGAAGAAAAGCAAAUCUACAGCAGCGAAGUCAAAGCCAGCGGAAAAUAAAAUAACCAUUGAAUUCUCCGAUUCAGAUUGUGACAUGGAGAAUAUUGUACCCCGUGCCAGAACCGGUCGGCAAACGAAACCCGUGACCUACCUAGAGGAUUCGGAUGACGACCUGUUUUAACAUUAAGCUCUUGAAAAGUUUUUUGUGUGUAUAUAAAGCAACUUUCUGCUUUUUUAAAUGGCCGCGCACUUCUAGCAUUUAAAGACCUUUACUAGUACUGUAAAUGAAACCUGGCUUGUUUGCAUUUUAAACUGGGUUUUAAUUAACCAGAACUUUUUAGUUCUCCUCUUGAUUUCACUCCUGUGGUUUAGUUUCCCAAUCCCUCUGUGUAAGUUAAAUAUCCCCUUCCAGAAUCCGCAGUUUGUCAUUGCUUCUAUUUUCAAUUUGGCACUGGAAGAGUCUUAAGGCCCCCCCAUACACGGGCCAAUUCUAGUUGCCGAUUUGGCAGCUAAUCAGCCCAUGUUUGGGCACUCCCGGCGGGCCUGCCCGACCAAUAUCUGGCCUGAAAUCGGCCUGAUCUCGAUCGGGCAGGUUUGAAAAUCUAGUCGGAUCAGAGACCGCGUCGGCUCGUUGAUGCGGUCCCCGGACCGACUCUGCCUAUGCCCGUCAUUAUAAUACGAUCGUUUGGCCCCAGGGCCACCCUGGAUUCUCCCGAUAUCGCCCACCCGUAGGUGGAGAUAUCGGGAGAAGAUGUCGCCAAGCGAGCGGAUCUGCCAGUGUAUGGAGACCUUUAGGGGUUUUUUCUAUUGACUUGUCUGGGGGCAGAGGGGGCAGUGUUUGGUGGCAGUCAGUGUGGCUUUUUAUCCCUUUGCAAUAGGUGUCACACAAGGGUUAAAGCUGAACUGAUUUAGCCAACGCAAGCUUAAAACUAACGAGCCUUGCCGUAAUUUGGCCACGCAGCCUGUUUCCUUGUGUAAGAUAUGUAAAUUGAGAUUAUCACCUUUUCUGUCUAAAAUAAUAUUUUGCUCUUAACAUAGUUUACAUUUAAUAGGCACCUACUGCAGCAGUUAGGCUAAUGGCACACACAGGGCUUGUUUCUCCAACUGCACGGAUCCACUUUCUGCAUGGAGUGCCCUGGCAAUGCCCUGUGUGCACAAGGAGCGGAUUUCUGCACGAAAACGCAAAGGUAUGCAUUUUCACACCAAAAUUCAUUGUGUGCACACAGGCUGACAGUGGGUGGGUGUAGAUCCACUCACUGGCGGUUUCUGCACCCCCAUGUGUGACAUAAGCGUUAAAUGUCUCCUACUGUGUAAAUUCUACUCAGUUACUAAAAUAUAUGUAUUAAGUAUCUGCCAUAAAUGGAGAAUCCAUAUAACGCUGACUGCCCCUCCCCCCCAGCAAAUUUCAAAUUCCUUAUAGCAAAUUAAAUGAUCCUAUUUGUUACUGAUUUUUAGAGUCUUGCCCUUUUAUAUCGUAGGAAGGAUUUGUGGCUAUUUGUGUGCUUUGUAACAUUUUUAUCCAAGUGAUUUAUUGAAUCCCCACUGUACAUAAACAUUCCCCCUGUCUGUCCUUUGUACAUAUUUUCUAUGUACCUGUACGUUAUUUGUAAUAAAGGUUUUGUUCUAGUAAA